AAACGCUACGUCCAGAUGAACAGAAUCAACUUUUGGAGAUAAAAAACAAUAUCUUCGACAUGGAGCUGUGAUGAACGCUCCUGUCUGUACCUGUAUCAUCUUCUUGUAUUAGAGUUUAAACUGAGUCAUGCUUGGACAUUAUUUUACAGCACGUAUGGUUACAGAAAACCUUUUUCUGCUAGUUUGCUGCAUCUUUAGAUUUAAUGUAACCAUCAGUGAAACUUUGCACCAUAUAUCACACAUGCUGCUCCACAAGAUUGAAGAAUUUUAAAGUUCUUGACUGAAUAAUUCAGUUGUUGUAAUGAACUUUUGUAGCACCAAAAACAGCAAAGAAUCCAAAGUGAUGUUUGAUCUAUCAUCUGCUUUGCUCUGGAUAAAACUUGAAAGUUUUCAGACAGUCUGUAUAUGAUUCAUGUGAAAUACUGUCACAGCCAGGAUUUUAAUCUUAUGCAUUCUGUGUAAUCUAUAAUCUCCCUGUAAUCUGUAUAGUUUGACGUCAACAUUCUCAUUUAGGGUUUAUCAUAUAUGGGCCAGACCUGAAAUCAAAGUAAACACAGACAUGAGAUAUUUAACAGUAAAGAUUAAAGACAGCAAAUCAGGGUUUCAGUUAAGGUUUACAGGUUUAUUACCUUCUCAUAGUUUUGUGCUCCAGUGUGACUUUCUUGUGGUUUUAUUGGUUUUAUUUCAUGUCUCUGUAUACCUUGGAUGUAAAAGCCUGCCGGGGAUAACAGCAGCUCUAACUUCUGCCACACAGGUUCAACAUCAACCUGCUCACUGAGCACAAAUCCACUCUGGAAACUUCGACAGCUCUGACGGUAAGGCAGGGCGGGGCUCUGCAGGUGAGCCGCUGCUGCUGGGUGGUGCUGUGGGAUAUCGGACUGUCGGCACACGAGUUACCAAGCAAGAAAUUCACGAUCAUUUUAUUCUUGUGAAGUCCAUGAAAGAAAGCAGUUUACAAAGGUGCACCAAUCAGAGAGAGGCAGAGGAUAGAGCUAGCACUGUGUCAAUGAGUGACACCAGAGCUGCUCCGUUUAAGCACUGAGCUGAAGCAUGAAAAGGAUCACAGACACUCACUAACACUCAGACAAUCACUGACAGUCACUGACUAUCACUCCCUCCAGCCAGUACACGACACCACGGUUCUUCAUUCACAGACGGAUUUAUUCUUCUGCCACACUUCUCCUCCAAACCACCGUCAAACUGUCAUUACAUUAAAGUACAGAAUGACCAAAGAUAAAUAUUACAAAUAAACAUUUAAACCAAAGUUAAGAAAUGCGCGAUAAACAAACACAGUUAACAUACCUCGCUGGCUGCACAGAACUGAGAGGGAAUGAGUCCGCUUCAGGAACAAAAACUUAACAAAAAUGAUUCCCAAUUUCUUCUUAUUCUUUACAGCUUUCUUUUCUUCUUCUUCUUAAAUGUUAUUGGCGGUUGGCAAACUACAGCUUUCUUUUACUUUAAACAAACUGACAUCAUUUACAUUUAUGGCAGUUAAACUAACAGUCACUGACACUCAGACAUCUCAUUUCAUGUUUCCAGCCACAAAGCUGUGAUGCUGUAUUUGCAUUAUUUUCCAAUGAGGCGCUCCAUGAACUGAUCCCAAUUUAGACAGACAGAGCAUCAUAAUACACUGUUAAUAAACUUUCAUUGUAAAAAGGGAACAGCUGAUAUUUUAAAGUUUGAUUUCAUGUUUAAUAGGUAAACAGAGACCAAUAAAACAGUUGUACCACAAGAGCCUACAAUACUAUCUGACGUGAUGACAUCAGAGGACCUCUUAAACACGCUGGAAGAUUUGGGAGAUGAAGAGUUUGAUAAAUUCAAGUGGUUCCUGCAGCAGGGUGAUAUCCUUCGGGGGCGCCCUGUCAUCAGAAAGAGCCGUCUGGAGACGUCAAAGCGACUGGAAACUGUGGACCUGAUGACACAAACCUACGAACUCCGAGGAGCUUUGGAGGUGACCAAGGUGGUUUUAGAGAGAAUUAACAGAAAUGACCUGCUGCAGAGUUUUUCUGUCAGCAGCCCAACAACUGAAGUGCACAUCAAUGGUGGGAAGACCUCAAAGAAGAAAGGGGAUGAUGAAGAUGGUGGGAAGACCUCAAAGAAGAAAGGGGAUGAUGAAGAUGGUGGGAAGACCUCAAAGAAGAAAGGGGAUGAUGAAGAUGGUGGGAAGACCUCAAAGAAGAAAGGGGAUGACAAUGAUGGUGGGAAAACCACAAAAAAGAAAGAUGAUGAUGACAAUGGUGGUAAGACUUCAAAGAAAAAAGCGGAUGAUGAAGAUGGUGGGAAGACCUCAAAGAAGAAAGGGGAUGAUGAAGAUGGUGGGAAGACCUCAAAGAAGAAAGAUGAUGAUGACAGUGAUGGGAAGACUUCAAAGGAAAAAGUGGAUGAUGAAGAUGGUGGGAAGACUACGCAGAAGAAAGGAGAUGACGGCAGUGUUGGGAAGGCUAAAAAGAAGAAAGGACUUUUCUCCUCUAAGACUCAAGCUCCCACUUCUGACACCGAUGAUAUGGUGGUUCCAGUACCAGAGCCACAUCCCAUCACAUUUUACCAGCAGAUGCUUCAAUCAAACUUCCAGGAUAAAUUUUUGGGUGCAGAAGAAGAGUGGGCAAAAGACACACAGCAUCUGGCUGAUAUCUACACAGAGCUGUACAUCACAGCCAGGUCUGGCGCACAUUUCCACACACAGCAUGAGGUCCGAACGUUAGAAAAGGCAUGGAAGCCAGCAGAAGCAGAGAAAUCAAUUCAACCCACAGACAUGUUUGAACAUCCUUCUGGAGAAUCCAAACCCAUCAAAACAGUGAUGACCAAUGGAAUCGCAGGAAUUGGAAAAACUUUCCUUGUCCAGAAGUUUGUUUUGGACUGGGCUGAAAAAAGAUCCAAUCAAGAUGUGCAUCUGAUUUUCCCCUUCACCUUCCGUCAGCUGAAUCCACUGAAGGGAGAAAAGUUCAGUUUGGCAGAGCUCAUUCAUGAAUGCAUCCCAGAAACUGUAGGCAUCCCACAGGACGCUCUGAAUUACAUCUUUACAGAUGUUCAGUCAUCAGGAAUCACCAACUAUGACAAGAGUAAAUUCAAACUUCUGUUUGUGUUUGAUGGGCUGGAUGAGAGCCGCCUUCAUCUCGACCUUCAUUCUGAAGACAUUCGCUCUGUCGAUGUAACAAAGGCAACAGAAACAGAUGUCUUGCUGAGGAAACUCAUCAAUGGGAAACUGCUAUGCUCUGCUCGGAUCUGGAUAACCACACGGCCUGCAGCAGCCAAUCAGAUCCCUCAAGAGUUUAUAAACAGCAUCACAGAGGUCAGAGGGUUCACAGAGCCCCGGAAGGAGGAGUUUUUCAGGAAGAGAUUCAAAGAUGAGGAACAGGCCAACAGGAUUGUCUCCCACAUCAAAACAUCACGAAGUCUCCUUAUCAUGUGUAACAUCCCAGUCUUCUGCUGGAUCACUGCGACAGUUCUGGAAGAUGUGUUGAAAACCAGAGAGGGAGGAGAGCUGCCCAGGACUCUGACUGAGAUGUAUGCAGAGUUCCUGGUGUUUCAGAUUGAUCACACCAAAGAAAAGUAUGGCCCAGAGAAGAGCAUUCAAUACAUUAAGUCAUUAGCAAAACUGGCCUUUGAGCAGCUGGAAAAGGGCAACCUGAUCUUCUAUGAGAAGGAUCUGAGAGAGAGCGGCAUUGAUUUCGUCUCAGCACGUGGAGGAGUUUCCACACAGAUCUUUAAAGAGGAGCAAGGGAGGAAAGGGAAAGACAAGAUGUUCAGCUUCGUCCAUCUGAGUGUUCAGGAUUUUCUGGCUGCUUUUUAUGUGAAGAUGUCUCUAAUAAACAGCAACAAAAAUGUGAUGCCUUUACCACCACUGUCUCUGAAAAACCUUCGACUCCUUUUAAGCAAAACAUCUUUGAAGAAGAUUCACAGGAUUUCCAUUGACAGGACCUUAAAGAGUCCAAAUGGAAGCCUGGAUUUGUUCCUUCGCUUCCUUCUGGGUCUUUCACUGCAGACCAAUCAGGAGAAACUACAGAACCUGUUGAUCAAGACGGACAAUAACCCUCUGGCCAAUCAGAAAACAGCCCAGUACAUCAAGAAGAAGCUCAGUGAGAGUCUGUCUCCAGAGAGAAGCAUCAAUCUGUUCCACUGUCUGAAUGAGCUAAAUGAUUCUUCUCUAGUGGAGGAGAUCCAACAGUCCCUGAGAUCAGGAAGGCUCUCCACAGAAAAACUCUCUCUUGCUCAGUGGUCAGCUCUGGUCUUCAUCUUACUGUCAUCUGAAGAAGAUUUGGACGUGUUUGAUCUGAAGAAAUACUCAGUUUUUGCUUCAGAGGAUGCUUUUCUGAGACUGCUACCAAUAACAAAGGAAGCCAGCAAAGUUCUACUGAGUGCAUGCAAUCUGUCAAAGAGAAGUUGUUCAGCUCUAUCCUCAGUUCUCAGCUCUCAGCCAUCAAGCCUGCGAGAACUGGACCUGAGUAACAACGACCUGCAGGAUUCAGGAGUGAAGCUGUUGUCUAUUGGGCUGGGGAGUCCAAGCUGUAGACUGGAGAAACUCAACCUGUCAGGCUGUAUGAUCUCAGGGAAGGGCUGUACUUCUCUAGCCACAGCUUUGAGAGCCAACCCCUACCAUCUGAGUGAGCUGGACCUGAGCUACAACCAUCCAGGAGACACCGCCACCAAGCUGCUUUCUGCUGGAGUGGAGCAUCAACACUGGAAGCUUAAAACUCUCAGGCUGGAGCAUGGUGGAGAGCAGAGGAUGAAACCUGGUUUGAAGAAAUAUUUCUGCGAACUCACACUGGACACAAACACAGCCAACAGAAAUCUCAAGCUGUCCGACAACAACAGGAAGGUGACAGCAAUGUCAACGCAGCAGCCUUAUGCUCAGCACGCAGAGAGGUUCAACAUCUGCCUUCAGCUACUGUGUAAGCACGGUGUGACUGGUCGCUGUUACUGGGAGGUGGAGUGGAAAGGAGUGGUGGAUAUCGCAGUCAGUUAUAGAGGAAUCAGAAGGAGGGGAGACAGUGUCGACUGCAAGUUUGGAUGCAACCGUCAGUCGUGGAGUCUGAUGUGCUCUGAUGUUGAUCGCUACUCUGUGUGGCACAACAACACAGGGAAAGACAUCUCCUCCUCCUCCUUCUCCUCUGUCUCUAACAGAGCAGGAGUGUAUGUGGACUGGCCUGCGGGCACUCUGUCCUUCUACAGAAUCUGCUCUGGCUCAAAGACCCUCCUCCACACCUUCCACACCACAUUCACUGAACCUCUUUAUCCUGGGUUUGGGUUCUGCACAUUGUCGUUUGGUUCUUCUGUGUUUCUGAGUUCUCUGUAGAAACGAGAGUCUGGGCUUAUGUCGAAAAACGACUUGAUGUUUGACUCACUUUGAUGUGAAAUCAGUGCCUUUAUGCUCCGGACGGCUGAAUAUGUAGGCGUGUUCUUGUUAUCGUUGUUUCUCACUGACGUGUCUUUGAACUUGUGUUUUUUUGCUACGUUUAUAUGUUUUUGUAAAUCAGACCGGGUUCAUAAAUAACUUCCAUCUUCUGGACACAGCUGGUCUUUGUGCUCACGAGCAACACCACCUACUGAUCCACCUGUGGACCCUCGUGCCCUGACCUGUUGUUACCAAAGAGACCACUGUAGACUUUUUCACACUGGUUCAGAUUCCCGGACCACAGCUGACCUUUGAACCUGCUGAUGUCCAGCAGGAUGCCUAUUAUUGUGCAUAAAUGGACACACUGUGACAUCGUCAUCACAUGAUAGUAAUCAGGCUUAAGACGGCUUGUAAGGAAGCAUUUAAUAUUUCAAUUUUUAUUUAUACAGCGCCAAAUCACAACAACAGUCGCCUCAAGGUGCUUUAUACUGUAAGGUAGACCCUACAAUAAUACA
Molecule: messenger RNA, 5847 nt
Organism: Oreochromis niloticus (Nile tilapia)
Lineage: Eukaryota; Metazoa; Chordata; Actinopteri; Cichliformes; Cichlidae
Product: NLR family CARD domain-containing protein 3-like
Exons: 7
Coding region: 1757-5293 (1178 amino acids)
Molecular function (GO): protein binding
Source: RefSeq, a predicted model, not a curated record